AUGGUAUUUCCGCCGCUACUGUUGCUGCUUCUGUCUCUAAGAACUAUGGCCUUGGCUGAUCGAGUGUUGCCAUUUCCCAUUUUCUCCCGCUCAAUUUCAGCAUCGGAGCCCUCUAAGAAAGCAGCCUCUCCGCUUGCUAAACCAUUGAUCGGGGAUGACAGGCGGGUAUAUAUAUGCUCGGAGAAGAACUUCUUUGCCUUUGAGAACAAUGGUUCGAUAGCUUGGACAAUAAACCUUAAUUAUACGUGUAAUACGAAUAUAGCUCCAGUUCAAGGUGGUUCAAGCAAGAUAUAUUUGGUUGCGGAAAAUAGAGUUCUUAAAGUCAACCCUUUUAAUGUUGGAACUUCUGAAUCUGCUGUUGAGGAGUUCUUUGGCCCUGAACCUGAAGAAAUUAUUGGUCUUGAUGUUAGUGUUUCGAGUUCAUGCGUAAUCAUCAAUGUUCGCAACAGAGGUCUGUUUGCAUAUAGGUUGUAUGGGCAAAUGAUCUGGAGUGCAGGGCCUCUUAUUUAUCAACAUGGAUAUCGUCAAGGGUGUAAGAAUAAUGUUACUGAUUGUUCUUUCUCGUCAAGCCCUGUAAUUGAUCACUGUGAAGCUAGUAUAUAUGUCUCAAACAACCAGGGGGAGUUGUAUUCAUUAUCUGUUCGUAGUCCUCAUUUUAAGUGGAUCCAAGAUCUUAGUUCAUAUGGAACCAGAUUUAGAGUAACUCCUGCAAACAAUGGUCUCUUAUAUGUUACCAUGCCUGCUCAAGCUCUACUGCUGGCACUAGAUGUUUCCACCGGACAAAUUCUCUGGCAGGGAAGCUUUGGUCCAUUAUUUUCAGAAGAUUAUGCACCAAUUGUUGAUUCAAAUGGAUGGAUAUCUCUAGGCUCACUGGAUGGCUUCCUGUACUCAUUUUCCCCGACGGGCUUUUGCAAGAAAUUUCCCGAAUCUGUUAGUCCAGAUUUUGUCAUCCAAGUUAGUCCUCUUAUUGAUUGCUCUGGAUAUGGAGUUUAUGUUUCACAGACAGAGAUGGAUGGAAAAGUUGGCCACACACUUGGAAAUCAUACUUACAUGUCAGCUUUGAAGCCAAAGAGGGUCCUGUUUGUCAUGAUUAUUCCAGCUACUGGUGCAGUAUACUGGUCUGAAAGUUAUCCUCCAGGUCAAUUUUCACAGAAUCUCUCGCUGAGUGACCUGCAACAUUUCAAACUGGAUGAGAGUACACUUCUAGCUUUCAUGGUUUCUUCAAGUAUUGGAAGUCCAUUCUCCUGUCGCUCUACACGUCAGAAGUUAGCCUCCAGCUGCUCACAAACUAGUGCCAAGUAUAUUAGCAUCUAUACAGGCAAUGAGAAGACGAUUCUAUUAUUUUUGUUAUUCGAGACUACAGUAUUGAUUACUCUAGCAGCACUUGUACGAUUCUGCUGUAUAUUUUGGAAGAAGAAUAAGCUUCAAAUUCAUGGCCUAGGAAAAUUUCUUGAAAAGAGACAUUCCCUCCGGCUCCAGAAGAAGGCAUUUGAUAGGACUAUAACAGAACUUGAGCAAAAAUCAGCGGAGGAAGCAGUGGCAAAUGAGGUGCUGGAAAAACUGGGUGUUCUAGUAAAGGAAAGAGAAGGUAUCCAAAGGAAGCUCUCGACAUCAUACAGUUUGGGAAGGGAUGGAGCCGGCUUGCGACCUAAAUCAUCCCUCCUGCCACUGUACAAUGGGAAGAGAAGAAGCUAUUCUUUUCAAGGUGCAAGGAAGGAGAGUGUGACUAUCUUUCAUACAUACAGUGAUACCUCAUCUUCAGAUGGUAGCAGUGAAAAUGCAACUGAUGAGGACACACAAGAUGAAGAAACAGAACUAAGCGACAAGGCGAAAGGAAAAGCGCCUAUCGAGUUUUACAGUUCUACUGACGAAGAGUUUCACGAAACACAAUUUCAGUCUUUUCAGACAAGUCCAUCUCCAUCAAGCAUCUCAGGUUCAAGUUCAAAGUGUUAUGAAAAUCCCUUAUUUAUUGAGCAUCCGUCCCACGAAAUUGUAGAAGCUGGAAAAGUAGAUGAGGGACAGAUGCAAGAAUUUGCAGAAACUGGCAGCAGGAGCAUAAGAAGGAGAACAUUGCCUUCAACUGAUUAA
Oldenlandia corymbosa var. corymbosa is the source of this 2088-nucleotide messenger RNA. NCBI's taxonomy places the organism in Eukaryota, Viridiplantae, Streptophyta, Magnoliopsida, Gentianales, Rubiaceae. The record is from the annotation of a GenBank genome assembly.